CUUUCCACUUCCUGCCCGAACAGUUCAGUUCAGGAAGAAGAAAUAAUGGCGACGCUUAUGGGGUCCGAGUCCCCCUGUACAGGAGAAAAGCGAAGAAACUGCAACGGCAAUAUCGUCACAAAGUUCACGGCUAGUAAAAUUACUGGCCGGGGUUUCAGUCGAGGGACGCAGCUCCCAGGAGGCCUGCUCCAGGAAAGAGAUAAACGGGCCAAGUGGCAUGGCAUCCCUACUGUGCUGCAGAGGCUCCACGAGAGCAGCCAUCCCAACAGUGACCUCUCCCAGGCCCACAGCUUUCUUAAGGUAUUAUCAUCCCAGCUCUCCAUGGAAGCCAUGUCUUUUGUUACGGAGGACAGGAAAACUGCUCAGGAAUCCACCUUUCCCAACACGUACACCUUUGACCUCUUUGGUGGAGUCGAUCUGCUUGUGGAGAUCUUGAUGAGACCCACAUUAACUAUGCAGAAGAAAAAAAACAGUAUGAAUGAUGACUUGGUCAAGGACUGCCUUAGUGUUCUCUACAACUGUUGUAUAUGUACUGAGGGCGUCACAAAGAACCUGGCAGUGAGGGACGACUUUGUUCUGUUUCUCUUCACCCUAAUGACAAACAAGAAGACCUUCCUACAGACUGCUACCCUGAUUGAAGAUAUUCUUGGAGUCAAAAAGGAGAUGAUCCAGUUAGAAGGCAUUCCCAACCUGUCAGGCCUGGUCCAAAGCUUUGACCAACAACAGCUAGCCAACUUCUGCCGCAUUCUAUCUGUCACCAUUUCAGAACCUGAUGUAGGAAACGACGACAAGCACACCCUGUUGGCCAAAAAUGCACAGCAGAAACACAAUGCCAGCCCCUCGCGGGCAGAGGUCAACCAGGUAACCCUGUUGAACAUCCCUGGCUUCAUUGAGCGGCUGUGCAAGCUGGCCACUAGAAAAGUGUCUGAGGCCACCGGAGCGAACUUCCUGCAGGAGCUGGAGGACUGGUACACGUGGCUGGACAAUGCUCUGGUGCUCGAUGCCCUCUUACAGAUGGCUACUGAGGAGGCUGAACAAAGCAGUACAGAGUCAUCAGAUGAGAGUUCCCUGGCCACCAGCCCUCUGAGACAUCGACUGCCCCAGUCCAUGAAGAUCGUCCAUGAGAUCAUGUACAAAGUGGAAGUGCUGUAUGUGCUAUGUGUGCUUCUUAUGGGCCGACAGAGGAACCAGGUCCACAAGAUGCUGGCUGAGUUCCGUCUUAUCCCGGGGCUCAAUAACCUGUUUGACAAGCUGAUCUGGAGGAAAUACACUGCCUCGAAUCAUGUGGUCCAUGGCCAGAAUGAGAACUGCGACUGUAGUCCGGAAAUAUCCUUUAAAAUCCAGUUCUUGAGACUACUUCAGAGUUUCAGUGAUCACCAUGAGAACAAAUACCUCCUGCUGAAUAGCCAGGAGCUGAAUGAACUGAGUGCCAUAUCCAUGAAGGCUAACAUCCCUGAGGUGGAAGCACUGGUCAAUACAGACCGAAGCCUAGUGUGUGACGGGAAGAAGGGCCUCCUCACACGCCUCCUCACUGUCAUGAAGAGGGAGCCUCCAGACUCGUCAUUCAGGUUCUGGCAGGCAAGGGCAGUGGAAAGUUUUCUCAGAGGAGCCACCUCCUAUGCAGACCAAAUGUUCCUCCUGAAGAGAGGACUACUAGAGCACAUCCUGUUUUGCAUCAUAGACAGUGGCUGUACAUCUCGAGACGUCCUACAGAGCUACUUUGAUCUGCUUGGAGAGCUCAUGAAGUUUAACAUUGAUGCCUUCAAAAGAUUCAACAAAUAUGUCAACACCCCAGAGAAGUUUCAGAUCUUCCUGACGCAGAUCAACAGUUCUCUGGUGGACUCUAACAUGCUGGUGCGCUGCAUCGUCCUUUCAUUGGACCGCUUCGAGAGCCAGACUGAAGAUGUCAAAGUGGUGGAGGUGCUUUCUGAAUGCUGCCUGCUGUCCUACAUGGCCAGAGUUGAGAACAGGCUGUCCUUCCUCUUUCGACUAAUCAACAUCAUCAACGUACAGACGCUCACACAGGAGAAUGUGAGCUGUUUAAACACCAGUUUGGUGGUUUUGAUGUUGGCCAGAAGAAAGGCGAAACUGCCCUUUUACCUCAACGCCCUGCGGGAGAAGGAGUAUGCUGAGAGGUACCCGGGCUGCCUGCUCAACAACUUCCACAACCUACUGCGCUUCUGGCAGCGCCACUACCUCAACAAGGACAAAGAUAGCACUUGUCUGGAGAACAGCUCCUGCAUUCCCUUCAGCUACUGGAAGGAGACGGUGUCGGUGCUGCUGGGCUCAGACAGGACUUCUCUGUGUGCCAUAGCGAGCUACAUUGAUGAGCCCUACAUGGAUCUGGACAAAGACCUGCUGGAAGAUUAAUCUCCAGUGUGUGCACUCAGUGCGCCAGGGGCGGUGGGACGGGGCAGACGGUCACAGGGAGCAUGGACACCUAAAUGGUGAUGACUCUGCUGAGCUGAGCCAUCCGAGCGCUUUGUGACUGCGUUCUGGAUGCAAAGACUCGCCUGUUUUCUGUCUGUACCUUCGCAUUGAGGCCGUCAUCACAGAUGUGAUGGGGACGUAAUUUGCCUGACUGUCAUCUUCUCACUAAAUUACCGACCUCUUCUUCAAAGGAGGAGGAGGAAACCUGUAUGCCAACCCCAGAUCGCCCACAUUGUUUAACAGACAAUUAAAGGACCUUGCGAAAUGACACCUGCAUUGGUUAUUUGCUUUAGGUGAUAUUCCAAUAGAGCCUUUUAUAUAACCUAUACAAAAUUCUAUGAAAAAAAUAUGUAUGAUUCAACAAAGUAUAUGUUAGAAAAAAGAGUCUUUUCACAUGGAUUUGGUUUGGAAAUGACCACAGUUUAAACCGUGACCCAGAUGUGCAGGUCAGCGGUGCGUCACAGGGCCUCUCUCCCACUACCGACACACUCUGCUGACUCCAUGCCACUCCACUGCCUGACCCGUGGGGGACGCUGGUGUUAUUAGAGUUUUUGCAGGGGUCUUCUGAAUGAACAGCAUUUUCAUUUAACCUGUCUAUGGGUCUAUUUUAUUAGGUGGCUAUUGUCGAUUGGUGCUUUCUGGCUCUACUCUGCACAUUUAGAUAGCUUGUGGGCCGGCUGACAUGUUUCACAAAUCACAUGGGGCUCGUCUCACCCAAACUCUGUUGUGGCUUCAGAAGCUUCACCCAGGGACUCGUUUCUUUAGCAGGUUAUUUUUGUUGAUUUUCUUUUCGUCUUGUUGAAAACAAUGACUUUUAGCUCUGGUUAAACUGUAGAAUAAAACAUUGCACAGAUUAAAUUGUUUUUAUUGUUUAUUAUAUUUUACCACAUUUUGUUGAUUUUUAAAUACAUUUUCAUUUUGUAACAUAAUUUGUAUCCAUGUUGUAAGAGAUGCUUUGGGAAGAGAAUAAACUAUGCAGGCGUUAGUGUUAAAAUACCACUUUCAUUGUUCCAGUCCACACAGAGUUUAUAUGAAUUAGCCUUCUGCCACUUUCUCUGGUCUCUCAAAAUCUUUGACUACAAGCUGAGAAUGACAAUCUUUCUAUGUGAUGGCUCUUUUUUGCAUGGCACCACUUAAUCUUAAGCCUGGAUAAAGAUGAAGCAGUGGGCACGGCUAUGUUGAUGUGUUCACGGCCUGAAUGUGCAGCUGUUUUUAUGGAAAACGGAAGAUGCUGCAGAGCUGAUUUGGUGUCUCAAAUUAAACAGACCCAUCCUGAGAUAAGUACAAAUGGAUGAGCUACCUCAUAUUUUAUCCUGACAACCGUACAGAUCAAACCACUUCUAAUGACUAGUGUACAGUUUUAUUCUGAGCAUGUCAUGAGUCAUAAUAAAUGUUCAUGUGAAUGUAUAAGGGCAUUUCUACAGUUGAUGCCAUGAGUUGCUAGUGCUAUGCCGCCUUGGGAUGCAAACACAGACGUCCUUUACACUUUGAAAGCCUUUUAUUUGCUUUAAAGCUAAUUAACCAGAAAUGUUUCCUUUUUUCCUAGCUUUCAUUCAGCAUGUCUUAAAUCUCUUGAUUGGUGCACAUACUUUGAAUUAGUUCAUCUUUUGUGCUUUGCAGUGAAGUUGAUACAAGUACACUUUACAAGUGCUUCUCCGUUGCAAAUUCUCAAGUUUCUUUGCUGGAUGCCCGAGAUAAAUGCUAUGAUUUCUUGAUGACAUGAUGUGAUUUGACACAGGGUACUUCUGCAGUGGUGUUACAUCAUUAAUGCUGAUCAUGUUAUCAUUGAUCCGAACCCCCUCUUCUCACUGGUCAUUCACCAUGGAAGUCAAUGAGGCUACUGGUAUAAAAACAUGAAUGUUGUGACCGCUCUUCUGGAGCAACAAUAUAAACAAUCUCUGAACCCUGACUUCUGUAGCUUUGAUCUGAAUUUCAGAGAGUUAUCCCUCUGUUUGAUGCACAAGAGAAUUGGUUCUCAACACAUAAUGCUGUAUGUGGCGUGAUCUGCUCCUAGUAGGCCUUAGAUUUCAUUCAUUAGUUUGUAUGUGAAAUGUUAUCCCCUUGGCCAAGAACAUGCUGCACAGUGUUAAACAUAACACUAUUUGGAUUAUUUUUUUUUUUUAAUGGAGAUUUAUGUAAUUUCUGGCAUGAGGAGGAUAUUUGACACAUUUUGCAUCAGGUCCUAAACUCUCACUACUCGGACCGUGUGGAACUUAUUUGAUCAAAUAUGAUUGUAUCUCGCUCACCAUCAUAGAUCUAUAGUGUUUGUUGACCUUUAAGAGAUGCGGACAGUGGAUAAUAUUCAUGGUGUAAAAUCUAAAUCAUUCAUUUUAGUUAACCUGUUUUUUUCAUGUGUUGGCAUUUGAAGAAUGCAUAAAAUCUCCACACUGUUAAAUCCACCUCUGCACCCUUCAGUCUCAAUCUUUCUAACCCUGUUUGACCAUCAAACAGACUAUAACUACUUCUGUAACCAACUUUCACCCACAUGUUCCUCCUCUAAUGCUGACAUUGAACUUCAUUUUCCUUAUUUAACAGCUGUUUGUCAAAUUAAUAAUAUAAUAAAUUCUUCUUUAGACCUU
Cottoperca gobio is the source of this 5009-nucleotide messenger RNA. It is a transcript of the gene trpc4apa, whose product is annotated as transient receptor potential cation channel, subfamily C, member 4 associated protein a. Lineage: Eukaryota; Metazoa; Chordata; Actinopteri; Perciformes; Bovichtidae. Gene Ontology annotation, cellular component: Cul4A-RING E3 ubiquitin ligase complex. The record is from RefSeq and is a predicted model, not a curated record. Gene Ontology annotation, molecular function: phosphatase binding. Bases 46 to 2370 code for a protein of 774 amino acids. Gene Ontology annotation, biological process: ubiquitin-dependent protein catabolic process. The transcript has 18 exons.